AUGGGUAACUCAAAUUCCACACGAAAACAUCAUCAUCAUCCAAAGAAACCAAAAUCUUCUUCCACUUCUGCUACUUCUGCAACUUAUGUUACGACAUCUUCCUCUAGGAAACAUUGUUCUUCCAAGAAAUCACAAAUAACCUCCGAACCAGGAGAAUCUUCUCGAUUCGAUUCCUACGCUCAAAAUUUUCAUUUACCAAAAAAUCAUGCUGACAUUGAUCGUAUGCAAAUUAUGCACUUUUUAUUAAAAGUACUUUGGGGAAAUAAUUAUUCAUCUCCAAUUGAACCAUUAUUGAAAAAUGGAAAUGCUCGCAUUUUGGAUGUUGGUUGUGGCCCUGGCACCUGGUUAUUAGAAUUAGCUACCAAUCAUCCUCAUACUCAAUUCACAGGAAUUGAUAUAACGAAAGCUUUUCCUUCAGAAAUUAAACCUAAAAAUUUACAAUUCAUUCAAUAUGAUAUAAAUAAUGGUUUAUUACCUUUCCCAGAUAAUCAUUUUGAUUUUGUAAAAAUGUCAAAUAUGAAUUCUUGUUUAAAAGAUUAUCAAUGGGAUUUGGUAUUAAGAGAUUUAGUUCGUGUAUUAAAACCAGGUGGAUAUAUUGAAUUAAUGGAAUGUGAUAUGAUUUAUCAUCAUUCUGGUCCAUUAUUUUCGAAAUUAAUUCAUUAUCAUUAUUAUAAUAAUCUAUACUAUAAAUCCAAUUCAUCAUCUACCUCCAUUAUUAACUCCUCUUCCACCAAUAAUAAACCUUCUACACAUUUAACAUCAACAACAACUUCUUCUCUCAUAAAUUUAAAUCAUUCAUUUAAUACUUCUUCAAUAUCUUUAAUAAAUGUUAAAUCCGAUCAUCGUAAUAUUUCAGUAGGAAUACAUGGUGGUAAAUCUGGUAAAAUUUAUGAAGAACUUUUAGAUAUGUAUUUCGCUGAUACCGUUAUCGAUAUAUUACCAAAAUUUAUUGGAGUAACCAAAGAUGAAUUUUUAGAAUUUUGGAAACGAUGUCGUGAUGAAUUUACCAAAUAUAAUUCAUCAACGAAAGUAUAUCGAUUCUGGGCACAAAAAUCGAAUUAA
Messenger RNA from Diversispora eburnea, 1062 nucleotides. NCBI's taxonomy places the organism in Eukaryota, Fungi, Glomeromycota, Glomeromycetes, Diversisporales, Diversisporaceae. The record is from the annotation of a GenBank genome assembly.